Messenger RNA from Hymenoscyphus albidus, 1412 nucleotides. The record is from the annotation of a GenBank genome assembly. NCBI's taxonomy places the organism in Eukaryota, Fungi, Ascomycota, Leotiomycetes, Helotiales, Helotiaceae.
AUGACGGAAACAAACCCCUUCCGAUUUCUAGACCUCUCUCCAGAAAUCAGAGAAAAAAUCUAUCUUUUAAUCUGUCACAACCCCCACGAUGCCAUCUCUCUAGACCGGAACUCCUCAAAAACAUACCUUCUGGAUAAGUCAGGUCCAACGAUGUUACCGGAUUUCUACCCCCACGACCUACUGCUAGUAAACACGCAAAUAUACCACGAAAUAAGACCCCUCUUCUUCAACUAUAAUACAUUCUCUCUCAGACUCGUAGGUCGCGAACUAGCAGGAUUCUACGACCCCGAGUUCUUUCUUAAUCGUCUGCAGAUUCGUUCCAUGAAGGUUGUUAUUCAUCGAUGGUAUCAUGUUCGUCAGCUUUUUCCACUGUUGGAAGAUAUGAUAUUGAAGGGGAAGUUAAGAGAGUUGGAGGUUUGGGUUCGAGAAGGGGCUGUGAGGAUGUUGUCGGCUGUAGCGAAAGUUGGCGAUGAUGGUAAAGGGAGGGAGAUGUGGGAUUUUGAGUGCUUGAUGAGGAUACUCAGGGAUCCGGACUUGAGGAAGAGCAGUCUACGAGGGAUUGGGGAGCCGGAGAAGGAUUAUUCGUACUUGAUUUGAUCGUGACUCCCCUUUUGCUGUCGAAUGGUUCCUGCUCUUUUGGGCAAGCGAGCUCGGUCGUCCUGUCGACCCUUCAAAUUCAUUCACGAACCCAUUUUUGAAAUUCAUCACUGCGCCAUUUCAGACAUAGCGGAGAACCCUUCUACAGCCAUGCGCGACCAAGACCUCCAGAGUCGUCGAGCUCCCCGCUACUUCCUGCGGCCUCGUCCAGCACACGCAAAAUAAUUUCUCAACGAGGCUCAAGGACCAAAAUGUUCGUCCAAAAACCAUUCCGCUUUCUCGACCUUCCUCCCGAGAUUCGACGAAUUGUCUAUAUCUCCUUCAUCAACUCCGCUCCAGAGUUCAAGAGAAUUGAUCCGACGGACCUAUCCAUCAUACCAACCUUCUUCAAAGCGUUCCUCCUCACCUGCGCGCAGACGUACCACGAACUCCGUGAAAUCUUGUUUCAUACCCAAUCCGUCCUAUUCGUCGUGCCUUCUUCGAUCGAAAACUACGGCCUCCCGCAUGAAUACUACUUCGGACCAGGCUGUCUUCAGACGCGACUCCAGAUUCAGUCUCUACGUGUCCACAUUAUGCAGCAGAAAUCUAAGAAGCACCGGCGUCCUGGAGCUAAAUCUCAACGCGCUCUUUGCCCCGUGGUGGAGGAGAUGUUGUUACAUGGGGAUUUACACCAGUUGGAGAUACUUUGUGACCAUCCGGCAGUAGGUGCUGAAGCUGUUCAAAGCUGGAGAGCAGUGUGGCGGGCAUGCGAGAAACCAAAGGUGGUCAAUGGAGUGUUGCGUUAUGUCAAAGUUAACUUGCAUCAUCAUCCUUGA